UGUGUAAAUAUAAAACUUCAAUUAGGUGAACAAAAUAUGUUAAAAGAAAAAUAAACAAUAAAAAAAAGAGAAAAUGAAUCUCAACUCAAAACUCAACAGACAAUUCCCCGGACUAUCAUAUCUGCCAGUUACUCAUAUUGUGAUACUGGUUCAGCUGAAGCUCAUCAAAGCGUUUCGCAGUACCAUUAAGCACCCCAUUGCCAUGAGCCAUAGGCGGCAAGACAGACAUUGCACCCAUGGGUGGAGACUGAUGAGAGACACCACUGGCCAAAUUAUCCUGCGUCUGCUGCUGCUGCUGCUGUUGCGUCUGUGUUUGCUGCUGUGGUUGGUUGCGGGUCAUGAGCAAAUACGAAUUAAACUGCGCUGUAGAAGCAGCCUCUCUUCCCAUAUGAGCAGUUUGCAUAGCAGGAUUCAGAUGAAACAUUUGGUGAUGCUGCUGCUGGAAAAGCUGUUGCUGAGGGUGCUGUUGGUGUUGCUGAGGGUGCUGCUGCCUAUGGGAUAUUGAUUCCUGCCU
This is a messenger RNA of Kickxella alabastrina, 514 nucleotides long. RefSeq lists its product as uncharacterized. The transcript has a single exon. NCBI's taxonomy places the organism in Eukaryota, Fungi, Kickxellomycota, Kickxellomycetes, Kickxellales, Kickxellaceae. Bases 74 to 505 code for a protein of 143 amino acids. The record is from RefSeq and is a predicted model, not a curated record.